Molecule: messenger RNA, 4271 nt
Organism: Gossypium raimondii (Peruvian cotton)
Lineage: Eukaryota; Viridiplantae; Streptophyta; Magnoliopsida; Malvales; Malvaceae
Product: ABC transporter B family member 1
Exons: 10
Coding region: 119-4105 (1328 amino acids)
Biological process (GO): transmembrane transport
Cellular component (GO): membrane
Molecular function (GO): ATP binding; ABC-type transporter activity; ATP hydrolysis activity
Source: RefSeq, a predicted model, not a curated record
AAAACAUAGGAUUUAAAAGGAAACAAUAAGAGUAAUAUAUAUAGAUAUUAACGAAGAGAGAGUGUUUUUUCAUGUAUUUUCAUUUUUGUUCUUAAAAAAGGAUUUUUUUUUUUUACAAAUGUCAAAAGAUUCUGAAGAGAUAAAGAGGAUAGAACAAUGGAAAUGGUCUGAAAUGCAAGGCCUUGAACUUGUUUCUGAUCCUUCUUUAAACCCCAAAAUUCAAACAGAAGAAGCUUCUUCUUCAUCUUGUUCAAAGCUUGAAAGUGACAACAAUGGUGGAAAUGAAGAGAAGCUACAACAAGAAGUGCCUUCAAUUGGGUUCAAUGAAUUAUUUAGAUUUGCAGAUGGUUUAGAUUAUGUAUUAAUGGGAAUUGGUUCACUUGGAGCUCUUGUUCAUGGCUGUUCUUUACCUAUUUUCCUUCGUUUCUUUGCUGAUCUUGUUAAUUCCUUUGGUUCUAAUGCUAAUAAUAUGGACAAGAUGACGCAAGAAGUUCUGAAGUAUGCGUUUUAUUUCCUUGUGGUGGGUGCUGCAAUUUGGGCAUCUUCAUGGGCAGAAAUUUCAUGUUGGAUGUGGACUGGUGAAAGACAAACAACAAAGAUGAGAAUUAAGUAUUUAGAAGCAGCUUUGAAUCAAGACAUUCAAUAUUUUGAUACUGAAGUUCGAACAUCUGAUGUUGUUUUUGCCAUUAAUACUGAUGCUGUAAUGGUUCAAGAUGCUAUUAGUGAGAAGUUGGGUAAUUUCAUUCAUUACAUGGCAACAUUUGUGUCUGGCUUUGUGGUGGGUUUCACAGCAGUAUGGCAAUUAGCUUUGGUUACACUUGGAGUUGUUCCAUUAAUUGCUGUAAUUGGAGCAAUACAUACCAUAACAUUAGCUAAACUCUCUGCUAAAACACAAGAAGCUUUAUCACAAGGUGGGAACAUUGUGGAACAGACAAUAGUUCAAAUCCGGGUUGUUUCGGCUUUUGUCGGUGAAUCGAAAGCAUUACAAGCUUACUCAUCAGCAUUGAAAGUAGCACAAAAGAUAGGUUAUAAAACUGGAUUUGGAAAGGGAAUGGGAUUGGGGGCAACCUACUUUGUUGUGUUCUGUUCUUAUGCUUUGCUUCUUUGGUAUGGAGGUUAUCUGGUUAGACAUCAUUACACUAAUGGAGGACUUGCCAUUGCCACCAUGUUUGCAGUUAUGAUUGGUGGAUUGGGUUUGGGACAGUCUGCACCAAGCAUGUCUGCAUUUGCAAAGGCUAAAGUGGCAGCAGCGAAAAUUUUCCGUAUUAUCGAUCAUAAACCCGGUAUCGAUAGAGAUAGCGAGUCGGGUUUGGAGUUGGAAUCGGUUACCGGUUUAGUUGAGUUGAGAAAUGUGGAUUUUGCAUACCCUUCAAGACCCGAUGUAAAGAUUCUUAACAAUGUUUCCUUAUGUGUUCCUUCUGGAAAAACCAUAGCUUUGGUCGGAAGUAGCGGUUCGGGGAAAAGCACCGUGGUAUCACUUAUUGAGAGAUUUUACGAUCCUACUUCAGGGGAAGUGAUGCUAGAUGGACACGACAUAAAGACAUUAAAGCUAAGAUGGUUAAGGUCACAAAUAGGACUUGUAAGCCAAGAGCCUGCACUUUUUGCUACCACCAUUAAAGAAAACAUCCUUUUAGGGAGGCCUGAUGCGAACGAUAUCGAGAUUGAAGAAGCUGCGAGGGUGGCUAAUGCUCAUUCAUUCAUUGUGAAGCUACCUGAUGGUUUCGACACUCAGGUUGGGGAGAGAGGACUUCAACUCUCAGGUGGACAGAAGCAAAGAAUCGCUAUAGCGAGGGCAAUGUUGAAGAAUCCGGCAAUCCUGUUAUUGGAUGAAGCUACUAGUGCACUAGAUUCUGAGUCCGAAAAGCUGGUGCAAGAGGCCCUUGAUCGGUUUAUGAUUGGGAGGACUACUCUCGUAAUUGCUCAUCGGCUUUCCACUAUUCGGAAGGCUGAUCUUGUAGCUGUACUCCAGGAGGGAAGUGUUUCGGAAAUCGGUACGCAUGAUGAACUUAUGGCCAAAGGAGAAAACGGUGCUUAUGCUAAACUCAUUCGGAUGCAAGAGGCAGCACACGAAACUGCCCUUAAUAAUGCUAGAAAAAGUAGUGCAAGGCCAUCUAGUGCUCGGAACUCAGUAAGCUCACCAAUCAUUGCCCGGAAUUCAUCAUAUGGCCGCUCACCAUAUUCACGCAGGCUGUCUGACUUCUCUACUUCGGAUUUUAGCCUUUCCCUUGAGGGAUACCACCCUAAUUACCGAAUGGAAAAGCUUGAUUUCAAGGAGCAGGCGGGUUCCUUCUGGCGUCUUGUGAAAAUGAAUUCACCUGAAUGGAUUUAUGCUUUAUUUGGUUCUAUAGGAUCCAUUGUUUGCGGCUCCCUUAGCGCUUUCUUUGCUUAUGUGCUGAGUGCUGUUCUCAGUGUCUACUACAACCCAGACCAUGCUUACAUGAUUCGAGAAAUCGGGAAAUACUGCUAUCUGUUAAUUGGACUUUCAUCGGCUGCACUUCUCUUCAACACACUACAGCAUUCUUUUUGGGAUAUUGUGGGAGAAAAUCUCACGAAACGAGUGCGAGAGAAGAUGCUGACUGCAGUGCUGAAAAAUGAAAUGGCAUGGUUCGAUCAGGAGGAAAACGAGAGUGCUAGGAUUGCUGCAAGGUUAGCUCUUGAUGCGAACAAUGUACGAUCAGCUAUUGGAGACCGGAUUUCAGUUAUCGUGCAGAACACGGCACUCAUGCUUGUUGCUUGCACUGCUGGUUUUGUUUUGCAGUGGCGUCUUGCCCUUGUCCUCAUUGCAGUCUUCCCUGUGGUUGUAGCAGCCACCGUUUUGCAGAAAAUGUUUAUGAAAGGUUUCUCAGGAGAUUUAGAAGCUGCUCAUGCCAAGGCCACUCAACUAGCUGGAGAGGCCAUUGCCAAUGUAAGAACUGUUGCUGCAUUCAAUUCCGAGAACAAAAUCGUCCGCCUUUUCUCCUCAAACCUUCAAACUCCAUUGAAACACUGCUUUUGGAAAGGACAAAUUGCAGGAAGCGGGUUUGGGGUAGCUCAGUUUGCACUAUAUGCUUCUUAUGCACUUGGCCUUUGGUAUGCUUCAUGGCUUGUGAAGCAUGGGAUCUCUGAUUUUUCCAAAACAAUCCGAGUCUUUAUGGUUCUUAUGGUCUCUGCCAAUGGUGCAGCCGAAACAUUGACCCUGGCUCCAGACUUCAUCAAAGGAGGUCGAGCCAUGCAAUCAGUCUUUGAACUUCUUGACCGUAAAACUGAGAUCGAGCCUGAUGACCCUGAUGCCACACAAGUUCCAGAUCGGCUUCGUGGAGAAGUUGAACUAAAGCAUGUAGACUUCUCUUACCCUUCACGUCCUGACAUCCCAAUUUUCCGGGACCUUAAUCUCCGCGCCCGAGCCGGAAAAACCCUUGCCCUUGUUGGUCCAAGUGGAUGUGGUAAAAGCUCGGUUAUUGCACUUAUACAAAGAUUUUACGAGCCCUCAUCUGGACGUGUUAUGAUAGAUGGAAAAGACAUAAGGAAAUACAACCUCAAAUCGCUGAGAAAACACAUUUCAAUCGUUCCACAAGAGCCUUGCCUCUUUGCUACCACUAUUUACGAAAACAUUGGCUACGGACAUGAAUCUGCAACCGAGGCCGAGAUCAUUGAGGCAGCUACACUAGCCAACGCCCACAAGUUCAUAUCCUCAAUGCCCGACGGUUACAAAACGUUUGUUGGGGAGAGAGGGGUUCAACUUUCAGGAGGCCAAAAACAGAGAAUUGCCAUCGCAAGGGCUCUAGUGAGGAAAGCAGAGCUUAUGCUGCUCGAUGAAGCAACCAGUGCCCUCGAUGCUGAGUCUGAGAGAUCAGUCCAAGAGGCUCUACACCGUGCUUGCUCGGGUAAAACUACGAUUGUGGUGGCUCAUCGGUUAUCAACAAUCAGAAAUGCUCAUGUCAUUGCAGUAAUUGAUGAUGGGAAAGUUGCAGAGCAAGGAUCCCAUUCACAUUUACUCAAAAACUAUCCUGAUGGAUGUUAUGCACGGAUGAUACAAUUACAAAGGUUCACAAAUAGCCAAGUUUUUGAAAUGACCUCAGGCUCAAGCUCGUCAAAACAAAAGGAAGUCAAUGAAAGAGAAGGUUAAUGAAGAGAACAGUAGGGGGAAAAGGGGGCAUGUACUAUACCCUCUUCAAGAUGUUUUUUGGAUGUUUACAUUUGGAUUUAAUGUUUGGAUAUAGUAUUUAAUAUAUGUUCAUUAUCUUCAUGGAUCUUUUUUAAAGAAAUGAUAAUGACAAAUGAAGUUCCUUUGA